CUAGCGGCGGCUCGCAGUGAUGUCUGUCGCCGUGUAGUGUAUGCCCGACGGUGUGUUAUCCGUUACCGGAGCGUCUCCCCGCAGAGAAUGGCGGAACUGUCUCCGGUGCUGCAGUCGCACAGGGAUGGAGGUAGCCGGCUGGGGUACACGGCGUUCCCCGGCUCCGAAUGUGAGUCUGAAGCCGAGCUGUCCCUGAGCCUGGCCCGCAUCAAGACCCGCUCAUACGGCAGUACGGCCAGUGUCCGCUCCCCCUGGGCUGAGCGCUUCAUCGAGCACCAGGUCAGCCCCACCGACACCCUGCAGGGGAUCGCACUCAAGUACGGAGUCACGAUGGAACAAAUUAAAAGGGCCAACAAACUGUUUUCCACGGAUUGUAUUUUCCUAAGAAAGUCAUUGAACAUUCCGGUUAUAUCGGAGAAGAGCUCCCUAUUCAACGGACUUAAUUUACUGGACUCACCUGAGAAUGAAUCUCAAGAAGCUAGCAAUAUCCAGGCUGGAGACACUGUUCCAGCUCCAGCUAAUAACACCUCUCCACCUGGUUCUCCUGAAACAAACCGACCUAUAGUUACACAAGAUGAAGAGCUGUCUGCCAAAGACUUCCUUCAUAGACUGGACUUGCAGAUAAAGAGGUCUACACAGGCAGCCAAAAGGCUAAAAGAAGAAGAAUAUCUCAGACAUGAACAGGAUGAGUACUAUUCAACUUCCUCCUAUCAGCACUGAGUGUGAUCCAUCAGAUUCCUCAAGUUCUGGAUUUCACCAAACCAGAAGAGACUUCCUAUCUGCUGAUCCAUAACUAUUUUAUUUCUAUAAUUGCACUGAAUCUCUUAUUUCCAUUUUAGUUACACAAUUUCAUGUCACGGCACCGCUUUUUUUUUUUUUUUUUUUUUUUGCAGACCUUUC
Nanorana parkeri is the source of this 900-nucleotide messenger RNA. RefSeq names its product LysM domain containing 2 (gene LYSMD2). Lineage: Eukaryota; Metazoa; Chordata; Amphibia; Anura; Dicroglossidae. Bases 88 to 720 code for a protein of 210 amino acids. The transcript is spliced from 3 exons. The record is from RefSeq and is a predicted model, not a curated record.